Phaeodactylum tricornutum CCAP 1055/1 is the source of this 2451-nucleotide messenger RNA. RefSeq lists its product with no specific name. Gene Ontology annotation, biological process: GPI anchor biosynthetic process. Lineage: Eukaryota; Bacillariophyta; Bacillariophyceae; Surirellales; Neidiaceae. Gene Ontology annotation, cellular component: endoplasmic reticulum membrane. The transcript has 2 exons. Bases 173 to 2179 code for a protein of 668 amino acids. The record is from RefSeq and is a predicted model, not a curated record. Gene Ontology annotation, molecular function: mannose-ethanolamine phosphotransferase activity.
CUUUGAGCAGCAUACAGUAAAAAGCUGCACAACCAAGAAGUGUAUGUAUGAAAGGAAAGCUUUCGACUCCUGAUCGUCACUCAUCUUCUUUCUGUGUAUGGCUUCGGAGAAUCCGUGCUCGUAAUGCGAAUCGUCCGUGCGAUUUCGAGCUGUAUUCCAAAUAGGAUUCGAGAUGCCCGAUAGGAGGGAAUCUCGCCGUGCCGUCGACGCUAUGGCGUGGAUUUUAGUUUUGGCUGGAUUGUAUUGGUUCGCGGCGUCUUUCUUUCUCGCCAAACGAAGCCUGUCUCAAGUCUCAUCCUGUGACGAGGCUCGUGUUUUACUGUACGAAACGCUUAAACUCGGACAGACCUCCGGGACGGGUUCUGUUGUUCAAAGGCGCCUUGAUAGUAUUCUGUCGUCAUCAGCAUCGAGACGGGGUGGAUGUUGGAUGGAUCGUGUCGUUGACUCCAUGGUUUUUAUUGUUGUCGACGCAUUGCGAUUCGAUUUUGCCCUCUACAAUCUACCCAAAUCAAUCGGCAAACGUUUGGACAAGGCCAAACAUCAUGCGUCGAUUUCAAAGGUGGCAGACCAUACCAUACUGACAGCGUCAGCAACCUCUUACAGUAAGUUGUACCAGUUCGUGGCCGAUCCUCCAACUGUCACAAUGCAACGCCUUAAAGCCCUCACGACGGGAGGGCUACCAACUUUUGCCGAUAUCUCCAGUAAUUUUGGAGGUGGAACGGUAGACGAUGAUUCCUGGAUAAGGCAAGUACUACUCGAACGAAAUUGGGAACGGCGGGGCCUGUCGAGGAACACUAAGGCCGCAUUUGUUGGCGACGAUACCUGGGAUGACUUAUUUCCGAACAUUUUUACCGAAUCGUAUCCGUAUCCAUCAUUCAAUACCCGAGACUUGGAUACAGUAGACAAUGGAUGUCUUUCACAUGUUCCUGAUCUGAUUUCGCGUUUGAGACACUCGGAAAAUUCAAACGAGACGACUACAACGGGUAACGACGAUGAUUUAGAACUAGUUGUCGUCCAUUUUCUUGGUGUCGAUCAUGUCGGCCACACAUAUGGUCCUCAUAAUCAGCACAUGGAUGCCAAAUUGCGCCAAAUGGACGACGCUUUGGCAUCAGUCUUAGACUUUUUGGACUCGUCUGAUUCUUGUCAUGCUGCAAUGAUUUUGGGUGAUCAUGGCAUGACAGAAGACGGCAAUCAUGGAGGUGGAACCGAAGAAGAAGUCAACGCAGCCCUUUUCGUCCACAUGUCCGCUACUUGCCAUGUCAGGGAAUCUGACAAGAACGACGGACCAUCGCGCAUGGAUGCUGGCUUUUUGGAUACAUCUCGACAUUCAGAUCUCGUGCAAGCCGCAUUUUCUUCGAUUCAUCAAAUCGAUCUAGUUCCUACCCUUUCGAUCAUGCUUGGCAUUCCGAUUCCUUACGCAAACCUUGGCAGCCUGGUACCGUCACUCAUACCGUCCCAGUCAAUAGCAGCCAUCACGACUGCACUAGCACUUAACGCUGCUCAGGUUUGGAGGUACUUUACCUUCUAUUCCAAUACAGCCAACAAGUUACCAGGUCUACCUGAGCUAGAAAGCAAACUGGCUAUGGGCAUUAAAAUGUUUGAGGAUGCUUUGCACCAAGACGAUCCAGAAGCGGAUGAGUAUUUCCAAGCCGCGACACUUUUCAAGUUUUAUCUGAGAGAAGCGCUGGAACUUGGACAACGUGUGUGGACUCGAUUUGAUGAUACUGGAAUGACGAUAGGUAUCAUCAUCAUAACCAUUGGGUUGAUAUGUUAUGCAGCCCCUCUGGUACGACCUGAAAAGGUACGAUUGCUUCCAUCGUCACAAUUUUGGGAAGUAAGUGUUACGACGGUGUUCAUGGUCUUUCAGUGUGGGCUCUUGACGUUCAGCAACAGUUAUAUUCUCGAAGAACAGCACACCAUUAUGUUUUGUUUGACUAUUGUGUCGGUGAUUUUGGCAUUGCGAAUACGCAGAGAAUCGGCACACGACAUCAUGUGGCGCGCUGUAUUGCUACUUCCCAUGGCCUCUCGUUUGAACGAAUUUUUUGUCUUUGGACACGGUAUGGAUCCUUCAACAGGAUUGUACGCAGCGCAUAAAACGGAUCACAGUGUCCCUUUGGACUACUUCGGAGGAUUAUGUGGUACUGCUUUGUCUUGCGAAGAGUUGGUGGGAAAAGAGUAGUGUCGAACCAAAUCACAAUGGUUAUACCGCUUCCACUGUCGCUUUAGCCAUCAUUUUUGUCAGUACACCAGGGAUGAUCCUCCGGGCGCUUCUGGCAAACAGAAAUGCCAAAAAAGGGAAAAGAAAAGCGCUCGACGUCAUACCAUUUGAAGGUGUUAGUAUAGAAAUAUUGUUGAAGCUUCUUCUUGCAAUCAUGGCUGUGACGGGGCCCUCUUCGGUGACAUCUCUUGUUCUCUACACCUUUCAAGCAGUUGUUGUGUUUCACUUGUCUG